GAUUUUUGCGCACAGCGUUGUAGCAAACGCUAGCACAAAGAAAGUAAGUACAAACGGAUAAGUAUGGAAGCAGUGUUGUGAGUACCGACUCAAUAAGGUCGUUUUCCAGUGUAUUUAGGCUCCUCGCUGGAUCAGGAUCAAGUACACGUUUAUUUCGUUUGUUGUCUAAAGCCUAUUUUCCUGCUCGCCGUGCUCGCUGGCACCACAAUAGAAUAAGUGGUCUGAUGUCUCCCCACCUGCAGUGCCAGUUGUAGGUCUUUUCACACCACAUUACGAUCAUUCCGUUCCGAACUGUAAUCUUUCUUUAAUUUUCAUCUUCUCAGACAAAUAAACACAUACACAACGAAGAUAUUCCUAGAUAAUGCAAGGGUCUGUGGGGAGGUUACAGCGUUUGUUUCCCGCCGCGCUUACGCCAUUUCUGGGCACAAAUAACAAUUCGGGCCACCUUCAAGACGACCGGAACACUAGAGAGGUGGGCGGGAAUAAAACAGGCGUAAGCCAUGACACGGACAACUCCAGUUGCGGUGACAGCACAAAAAGGCAAACAUCACUACCGCAGCCGGCACGACGUUCUUUCCUGGCUAACACGCCCGGUGGUCGGAGGUUCUUCCCGGCUGCUGUGCACUGCGAGGAACCGGCGGCGGCAAAACCCGAAAAACUAACCUUGGAUGCUCGCUGGCGCGCAAAACCCGCCGCUGAGAGGACCAAUGCAGGUAUUGGUUAUACUUAUUUGUUUGAUGAACAAAUUUCUGGCUUUUGAUAAAUGCGAUACCGAUACUAGUCUACUAGACUUCUGCAUCCAUGUGAUGUUUUCUUCAUUUUCCUCUUGAUCUGCCUGAGAGUCGAGCUGGUCGAGCCACCUCCUGUUAAGCCCUGCACUUUGAGAUGAUAGGAAAAAAGUCUGUAAAAUUCAUCAAAAGACUACUUCGUUGCGACGCCGAAGGAUUGGUCGCGCGCGUGGGACGAGUAUGAGAGUGCACAACUCCCCCUCCCCCUCAUUUGUCAUGCAAAAUACCAAGUCCAGGCGCUGCCUUCUGGUACUGUUUGCAUGACAGAUUCUGCAAGCCCAACCAGUACUGCAUUACGCGCAUGAUCUUGUCAUGCACAGGCUCCACGUGUGUGGGCGUUUGUGUUGUUGCGGAUGCAAUUAUACAAAUGAGGGGGAGGAAGCGGGGUUGUGCAGUGUCAUAUCGAGGAUUGGGACGGCCGCCACCCCGUGGACCGGGGCCAAGACCUGCGGCAGGAGAUGAAGAAGCGGCCGCACGUGGUACGGCACAUUUUUUUGCUCCGCCACGGCCAGUACGAACUCGACUCCGACGAAGAAGGCCUCACGGAGCUCGGGCGGCUAUGGAUUGCAAAAAUGUCUGGGUCUGGAAGGAUGUAACUUGUCUUCAUGCUGGUCUUGCAUUCCUGUGAAAUCUGUAUUGCGUGACCAACAAAAGUGGUAGCCUCUCAUGUCAUACAAAAACGCAGUUUCUCAUGCAGACUUCGGAUGGGAAAGCGUUCUGCAAACUUGUCAUGCUUUUCUGCAUAAGGAAGCGUUUUCCUCUUGCACAUUUUAGCAUUACAAGUUUCCAGACCCAGACAUUUUUGCAUUUGAUAGCGGCACCAGGCGCGCAAAACCGGGCAGCGGCUCCGGCAGAUGCAGGACGGCCUGAAGUCGGAUCACUACGGGGAAUAUCAAAUGUAAAAAUAUCUGGGUCUGGAAGAUCGCCAGGUUUGUCAUGCACAUUUUGCAUGAGUCCUGAUGUCUGUGAUGCAUGCCCUAGCAUCACAGAUUUUGUAAGGGCUUCCUCAUGCCUAUACCGCAUGACAAAUGCUCUUUCCGUGUAGCAAAACUUAGACUCUCUUUGCUGCUCAUGCAAUACAGAUUUUUUUAGAAUCCAAAAUCAGCAUGACAAGUUGGAUUCUUCCAGACCCAGACAUUUUUACAUUUGAUAGGGAAAUCAAAAUCAACUGGAAAAAAGUGAUCUCCUCCAACCUGCUGCGCGCCAAGCAAACCGCAGACAUUAUCGCGGAGGAGUUGGACAUAUGAACUGCAAAAGUAUCGUACUAGUAUGAAUUGCAAUACAAAUUAGCUCAGCAUUACAAAUGGAAUUUGUAAUGCGGAUUUGCCUUAAGAGAAAGAUUUGUCAUGCAUGAACGCAAUUAGUACGAGUACGAUAGUACUUUUGCACAGGAUAGGACACCACCACCCACGAGUACGACCCCCUGCUCAACUAUGGAAGCGUCAGGAUCGAACUCAACAAAAUCAAAAUGAUUUGUGAUGCAUAAAAUCGAUACCAGUUGGAGCUUCAGUGUCCAAGCGGCGCAUGACAAAUUUGGGUAGAGCCGAAAUCGAGUCUGUCAUGCUGUUUGGGCAAAGAAGGCUGCUCCUGUCGUGCUACUCUGGCAGCGCAUUGCAUACCUCUGAACAGGAUUGCAGCUUUCGGUCUCAUUUGCCUGCUCCCGCCCAAUACAGGCCUUACUUGCCCUACAUUUUAUGCAUUACAAAUUUUUCGAUUUCGUCGACUUCGACGAUCCUGACACAUCCAUAUCCACGAGGGCAGGCCGUGCGUGAUGCACCCGGGGGCCGGGGUGGACCUGGACUAUGAACCGCAAAAGUAUCGUACUCGUAUAAAUGCAUUACAAAUUUCCUCAGCAUGACGAGAAAGAAAAUUUGUAAUGCGGAUUGACCUUAGGUAAAGGAUUUGUAAUCAUGCAUGACUGCAAUACGAGUGCGACAAGUACUUUUGCACAGGAUAUGGACAGUUCCAAGUUGGCGAAGCUGGGCACCGACCCGCCUAGGAUCGAGUAUCAUUUGUAAAAACGUCCCCACCCCAGAGUUGUAAUGCAAAUCUGCAUGCAUAAAAUGUUUCUCAUGCGGAGCCCCAUGAGAAGCAGUUUCUAGUCGUGUGUUGAGAUUUGUCAUGCUCAAAUCAGCAUGGUAUGCUAGAUCUGUGAUGCUGCUGCAGUAGCUAAACGCGACUACAAUACGAGGCCAAACUUGUCAUGCGCAACAGCCUAAGCUGGUCGAUUUGUCUAGGAAAUUGACUCUGGGCUGGGGACGUAUUUACACAUGAUAUCGAGGCAGCCUUCCGCAAGUACAUUCACCGGAAGGAGAACUGGAAGCGCGGCUCCAAGGCGUCCAAAGUAUCCGAAAGCUACUCCGGGAAAGAGGAUGGCGGAACGGGGGGCAGCAGCGACGCCGGAAGCGGUGCAGGAAAUGGGGCGGCGAAGGAGUAGGAAUUCAAUUUAAUAUUGUUGAUGAUGUCUAGUUGCAUCGGGUUCGGGAUAGGCUGAAGAACGACCUGAAAUCAAAAUAAUUACUUUAUUGCGCAAAAAUGAUGAAUCUGAAUGUUGCUAUCCUUACUUGAUGGUACUGUGAAAUUAUUUUUGCUGUGCAUGAAGUUGUACUGCUACCCAUGUACUUUUUCUCUCCACCUACUAAGGUCCCCAAAACACGAGUGCCACAUGAACGUGAUUCGGUACUUUGUGUGGCGAAUCACCACGCUGCUGCGAAAAAAGAUUGAUAACGAUUAGGGCGAACGCCUCUACAGCUCGAAAACCUCUAGAGCUCAAUCUCUAGAGCUGAAUCUCUACAGCUAUUUGGUGAUGCUCUAGAGCCUAAGCUCUACAGCUUCCGCCUAUAGCGAGCAUCUACAGCUCGACAGCCAAAAGCCUUUUUUUAUCGUUUUUGACACUGAGCAACCGCAGCUACCCGGCCGAUCUGCUGCCCCUGGUGCUUGCCUAGGAAACCGAGCACAGAAACAACGAACCAACCGCAGUGGGGCUGUGGCUAACAUCAGAAACAGCCAGCCGCAUGGCUGUUGCCUCCAUGCUUUGAGGUGUGGCCGCCGGCGCCGAGAGUAAAACUCAAAAACACCCCUGGCAGGCGUGCCUCUUACUUAGAUUUUUUGGGAGGCAACCGCCAGCAGUUGCGUGGUCCUGCUACUUGCUACAGGGUAUCGGGCCAAGCCUCGCCGAUGGGCAGCCCGGAUGGAAAAGCAUGCACACAACAAGCGCAAGAAGACCAAACGCAAGAGAAACUGUCGGCGCACAGGGGGCGGCUUGAUGCGAAGGCAACAGAUGUCAGCCGCCGCAGAGGUUACAUCCGUGCAGCGGCGCCGGCGCCUUCGGCAGGUUGCAGCGCUUUGGGCGGCCGACUUUUGUUGGUUAUGCAAUACAGAUUUUCUAGGUAUGGAAAGCUAGCAUUACAAGAUCCAACCUUCCAGACCCAGACAUUUUUACAAUCCAUAUGAGGUGAUCGUGUGCCACAUGAACGUGAUUCGGUACUUUGUGUGCGCUCCCACCUCGCAUGCAUGCGCCCACACUCUGACCUCCCGAGGAGUGCGAAGCACUUGGAAUGCCACUCCGCGAAAAGUGUGUGUGGUGGAGCUUCGUGGCGGCAUUCCGUUGAGUUGCCACUUUUGGAAAAUAAAAUCCUACUUCCACGGUGUGGCUUUUGUUUGGGUGAUAAUUCUGCGAGCUAGUUUGUGAGUGGGGUAACAAAUUAUCCGGAAGAGUGGGCAUCCCACUCUUCAUCUGCCCGGGCGGGUGGGUGGAAAGUGGGACGGAUCCGCUUUUUUCGGGUCGCCGCACCGAUCUCGAGUUUCUCGAGCCGGCUUUUGGCCCAGAGCUGAGGAUAGCUGAUCCGUCCCACUCCGCACCCGGCCGGCCGGCCGUAUGAAGAGUGGCGAGUGGGAUCUGAUGCCCACUCUUUCAGAUAACUGCUUUCCCGCUGGCCGAUAGGCCUCGUCCGGCUCCGGCAACGCGGCCUUCUCCUGCGACGAAGUCUGAAACUCAGAUAGUUGUUGGAGUGAUAACUCAGGGCAUUGCCCGCCCAUUUCCCGUGGAUGGUCGGCGGUUGGGCAACGGGGAAUAUGGAGCGGUAAGUCACUGAGUUAUCACUCCGGCAUGGCAAAAGUCACCCACGAAGUGGCAACGUAAUGCAUUAGCACUCCAUUUCCCGUUGACAAGCAGGAAGUGGAGUGCAGCACAUAAUUCAGCGAAUUAUCACUCCGGCAAGAAUCAAUGAUCACAGGGAAGAUUUUUGGCGGGCUGAUAAUUCAGCGGAAAAGUAAAGCACUCCACUCACACCUCGACCUCAUACCCUCACGGGCAGUAUUUUGCUGUAUGGCGCGCCACAGGCUUGUCGGGUCACAACGCUAGCGUUUAGCCAACCCCUUCCAACACGCUGCGUCGUCAGGCGCAACGGUCUGCGCCUCGCCCUACGGGGUGGGGACUCUUUGCGCAAUUUAAGAAAGACGCGGCGCGCUGGUUCGUGUUGGUUUCUUUCCUAUCUUUACUCACAUGCGAAACGCUCGGAGCUGCACCAUUUCGGCGCUCGUCCCGCACCGAGGCGAGUUUCCGGCGUCAAAGGGUGGGCCUUCUAAAUCAUGCGCCCUUUUUCAUCUUAAAAUCCUGGAUUCCUUGCGCACUGUUGUUCUCAAGUUAUGUGGAAUAUUCCGCGCCGUUGUGCCCCCUCCACGGCGGCGCGAGAUCCAGAUACUUCUACUAGACAUGUCCUUAUGUUCUUUUCUCCAUCUACUAAAGGUCCCCAAAGCACGAGUAUGAGGUAUCAAAUGUAAAUAUCCCUGGAUGUCUGGAAGAAUGCAACUUGUGACGCUGCAUUUGGAUUCCAAAAAAAAUCUGUAUUGCAUGAGUACCAAAGGGAAUGCAGUUCUUUGCUACACUGAGAAGGCAUUUCUCAUGCGGUAGAGGUAUUACAAAGCCCUCUAAAAAUCUGUGAUGCUAGACCAUGCAUUACAGACAUCAUGGGUCAUGGAAAACCUGCAUGACAAAUCUUCCACUCUUCCAGACCCAGACAUUUGCGCAUUUGAUAUGAGGUGAUCGUGUGCCACAUGAACGUGAUUCGGUACUUUGUUUGCCGCGCCCUCCAAGUCCCGCCGGAAGCCUGGCUGCGAUUAUCCAUUGCAAACAUGGCAGCUGGGUCUGGAAAGUAUACAACUUGUAAUGCUGAGCUAACAUUCCGAUACCUGCGUCGAAACCUGUGUUGCAUAAAUCAACAGAAGUCGCAGCGCCUUUUGUCAUACAAAAACGCAGUCUCUCAUGCAGGCUGCAUAUGCGAAAGCGCUGUGCAAACUUGUCAUGCUUUGCUGCAUUUGGAAGUAGUGUUUUCAUCAUCCACAGUUUAGCAUCACAAGUUUCAUCCACUUCCAGCCCAAAGCAUACUUUUUCUUUUGAUAGCGGUUCCGCGGCGAUAACUGCGGCAUGACGGAGAUCAUUAUUUACGACGACGGGCGGGUCUAUCAACGGCAAGUAUGUCUGGGUCUGGAACAAUGCAACCUGUGAUGCUGCCUUUGGAUGCUAAUAAAAUUUGUGUUGCAUGACCACCAAGAGGAGACCCGUUUGUGCUACGCGGAGAGGGCGUUUGUCAUGCGGAAUAGGCAGCAGAAAGCCAGAAAAAAAAUCUGUGAUGCUGGGUGAUGCAGUACAGGCAGCAUGGCACAUGCAGAACAUGCAUGACAAACCAGGGAAUCUCCCAGACCCAGAGAUAUUUGCAAUGCAUAGCGUCUCUCUCGGCCGGUUCGGCGACCAGGGGCAUUUGACGAUUGAGGAAACCACCUUCCACUGAUAUCUUUGAGAAGGAAUGGAAACCUGUGACAGCACGUUGGGCACAUGCGUAAAAAGAAAAUCUUAAAUGCACGAUGUUCAACACUAUCUCCGAUGAAAUUCAUUCGAACAUCAAUUUGGAACUACAAAUGCAAUAUUGCCGACAGUAGUUGGUAGGAACGAUCGCAAUGUUGACAACAAUUUUUCAAAGAAGCGAGCUGAAAGCCGCGACCGCUGCGCCCACGCUGCACAUUUAU
Molecule: messenger RNA, 6812 nt
Organism: Amoebophrya sp. A120
Lineage: Eukaryota; Dinophyceae; Syndiniales; Amoebophryaceae
Source: the annotation of a GenBank genome assembly